CCGGUGCCGGCGGAGGGGAGUUUCCAGGAAGUGGCCAUAUUGGAUCCAUUCAGCCGCAGCCACUCGGGGCGGGCAGAGUCCCGCGCUGUGCUCAGCUCCGGCCAUGGCCGCCACCGACCUGGAGCGCUUCUCGAAUGAAGAGAAGAGGAACCUCUCCCUUGGGGGCCAUGUUGGCUUUGACAGUCUCCCGGAUCAGCUGGUCAGCAAGUCUGUCACACAGGGCUUCAGCUUCAACAUCCUCUGUGUGGGUGAGACUGGCAUUGGGAAAUCCACGCUAAUGAACACGCUUUUCAAUACCACGUUUGAGACUGAAGAAGCCAGCCACUAUGAGAGCACGGUUCGCUUGCGGCCACGGACCUAUGACCUGCAGGAGAGCAACGUCCACCUGAAAUUGACCAUUGUGGACACGGUUGGAUUUGGGGAUCAGAUCAAUAAAGACGAAAGUUACAGGCCGAUAGUUGAGUACAUUGAUACGCAGUUUGAAGCCUAUUUGCAAGAAGAGCUGAAAAUCCGCCGUUCUCUGUUCAACUAUCAUGACACGAGGAUCCAUGUCUGCCUCUACUUCAUCACUCCCACUGGGCACUCCCUCAAGUCUUUGGACCUGGUGACAAUGAAGAAGCUGGACAGCAAGGUGAACAUUAUCCCGAUCAUUGCCAAAGCAGACACCAUCUCCAAGAGUGAGCUGCACAAGUUUAAGAUAAAGAUCAUGAGCGAACUGGUCAGCAAUGGUGUGCAGAUCUAUCAGUUCCCCACAGACGACGAAGCAGUGGCUGAGAUCAACUCUGUGAUGAAUGCUCAUCUGCCCUUUGCUGUGGUUGGCAGCACAGAAGAGGUGAAGGUGGGGAACAAGCUGGUGAGAGCUCGGCAGUACCCGUGGGGAGUGGUGCAAGUUGAGAAUGAAAGUCACUGUGACUUUGUGAAGCUGCGGGAGAUGCUGAUCCGAGUAAACAUGGAAGACCUUAGAGAGCAGACUCACACACGCCACUAUGAGCUGUACAGGCGCUGCAAACUGGAGGAGAUGGGCUUCAAGGACACAGACCCAGACAGCCAGCCCUUCAGCCUGCAAGAAACAUACGAGACCAAAAGGAAAGAAUUCUUGGGUGAGCUCCAGAAGAAAGAGGAAGAAAUGAGACAAAUGUUUGUUAACAAAGUCAAGGAGACGGAGGCAGAGCUGAAGGAGAAGGAGAGAGAGCUGCAUGAGAAGUUUGAGCACCUGAAAAGGGUACACCAGGAGGAGAAAAGGAAGGUGGAGGAGAAGAGGAGAGAGCUGGAGGAUGAGAUGAAUGCCUUCAACAGGCGGAAAGUAGCGGUGGAAACCUUGCAGUCCCAUUCCUUGCAGGCUACCUCACAGCAGCCGCUGAAGAAGGACAAAGACAGGAAAAAUUAAUCACACACAGACUUUCAGGCCAAGAGUGGACUUGGUGCUUUCAUGUGUUAAGUUGCUUGAGUUCCCCACCCUGUGACCCUUCUCAUAACAUUGUGUGCGUGGACCAAAGCGAAAGAGACCACGAGCAUCUUCGGUUGUUGCCGUGUGAUCUGUGCUGUGUUUGAGGACGUAACCUUACUGUGUAAAUGCUUCUAAACAACAUCAACUCAUCCCCAAAGCGAGACGUCCUGUCCUAAGCCCAGCAGCUGUAUGUCAGGUGUCCGCAGCAGCUGGCCUGAGCUCCCCUUACCCAGCAGCUGAAUGCUUGCUUCCUGGAUUUCAUAUGAUUGUCAUUGGUUAUGGGGACUGUUUGAGCCAUUGCUUCAUUGCUUCUCUCCCUCUGAAGGUGCUCAGAUGUGAGGAGUGCUGUGAAGGAUGCAGAAACGUUUAUUUUUCUAACAAAAUCCUUGAUUUGAAUAAGUUUAGAACAGGAGCAAAGCUCAGAGCUCAGAACCUCUGCCCUGGGAACCUUGUCCAAGUCACCCCUUUUCCCCUAAUUAUAUAUUUUAAUCCUGAAUUUCUCUAUAAACAUAUUCUUCAUCGUUUAUAAUAUAUAUACAUAUAUAUAUAAAUAUAUAUAUAUAGAAAGAGAGAGUGGUUAAUAAAACUCAUGGGACAAUGUUUUGAAUUUCCUUUACCGCUGAAGUUAGAAUUUCUAUGUAAAAGGGUUUUCCAUAUGAUUGUGGUGUGUCCUGGAGCUACAGGAGCUGUGUCACUUCUCACUUAGCAGCACAAUUCACUGCCAUGGAAAAACUAUUGAAGCAGCCAUCUUUCCUUUGAGGCUGUUAAAAAGAAAGUAGCCAUAAGCACACACAUGCUGAGGAGGUUCCUGACCGUGAGCUGUGCUGCAUUUAUGCCGCUCUGCUCUAUCUCAUUGCUUUGUGAUAGGCAGAGCGCAGCUGCACAGAGGCACACAGCAAUGUUCUCAUGGAAAAAGGGUCGGGCCCAAUUCCAUCAGACAGCAGGUGGGACAGCUAUUAAAUGUCAGCCCUGCAAUGUCCUUGGAGUUCCAGCAAACACUGGCUGUGGCUGAGCGUUAGGUGGGAGUGUCUGCAUUGCUAUUUAGGCAUGAAUGUUCAAGGAUUUCUCUCGCUAUUUUUCCUUAGAGCUCCAUCCUUACGCUGAGCUUUGGCUCGGAGGUGCAGGUCUGUCUGUAGGACACGGUGCUGGAUGAGGUUCAUUGCGUAUCCCACUGAAGCAGCUCUUUCAUUUGUCCUAAAUGCAAACUCAGGUGUGAAACUGUUUUCAUACAGACCUUGUCCCUCUCUGUGGGUGCGCUGCUGUCCUGUUAGUGUGACUUGAUCUGAAGGAACCUCACACAGUCCCCCAGUCCCUCUGGAAUGGACCACAUGCAGAGAUGCACACAGGCUGAUCAGCUGGUGGCUGAGUGCGGGGCUGCCCAGGCUGUGCCUCUGUGAUGUACUUUGUAGAGUAACCAUCAUAUUAAGAGAGGUGAUGUGUUUUUUUUCUAAGGGAACAUACUAAGAACACAACCAAUUGUUGCAUACAGGAGGACAGCUCCAGCUCACUGUUGACUCAGUUCAGUUGUGCAGCAAAUUAGGGGCACAAUUUGAUUAUUGCUGGUGAGAGAAGUGUGCUAAUUACCUGUAUGAGCAGGGCCGUGCUGGAGCAGUUCUGCUUCUCAGGGUCAAUGCUCCUGAGAGCUGGAACAGAGCUCUGACUACACUGCAAAACUCACCAUGGCUUUUCCACUCAAUAUUUUUUUCCUAUCUCGUGCUGCAGCCAAUAAGAUGUAUACAAAUGAUUUCUUUCUGCCCUGGCUCAGCAGGAAUCCAUCCUUGCUCCCAGGAUAAGGGAUAGUUAGGGAAAUGACGAUAGCGAUAGAAGAGUAGGAGCCUGCUGACCCAUGGCAGUGUGGAGAAAUCCCAGCUUUCCCUGCAGAAGACGUUCAGAAUGUACAUAGUGAUAUGUUGAUGAUGAUUCUGUAUACACUGACAUUACUGUGACAGACAUCCCUUUCCUCACAGCUGUCUGUUGACCUCAGGUCCAUCUGCUCUUUGGGGCAGUCACCAUCGGAGUCUUGCAGCAGAGCUCAGUUUUUGCUCUCUCGCUCUCAAAGUACGUGGUUUUCCCUUUUUGGCUGAGACAGGAUUUAAACACACGGCACAUAGAGUGCUUCUGUGUCUUAUUGAACAAGUUGCGAGUGCGUUGCAAUGCUGAUCUCACAGCAGCCCAAAGCUUCCCUUCCUGCAGCAGAGCACGUGGCAGGACCACCCUCCAGGACUGGAGCCAUUCAGUUACACUUCUUUCAGCCAUCUCAUCCAUCUGUCCCUACCACAUUGGCAUUAAUGGGGUAAAAACGUGUCUGUUGUUGUUUAAACUUUCACCAUCCACAUCGUGUACUUCCUAAGCUGAGAGGUGCCGUGUCUGCUCACAGUGCAGGAGGGCUGAGCUCAGAGCAGGGAGGGGACUCAGUGCACUCCGAGCACUUGCAGCCAUUUGCUUUGCCAUUCCAAAUGUGUUGGGUGAUUUUGCCAUUUUUUUUGGUUGUUUUUUUUGCUCACUUUUGGUUGCUCACUUUGUAAUUUUUUUUUCCCUUUAUUAAAUCUCACGUGUAUUUUGA
Molecule: messenger RNA, 4010 nt
Organism: Coturnix japonica (Japanese quail)
Lineage: Eukaryota; Metazoa; Chordata; Aves; Galliformes; Phasianidae
Gene: SEPTIN8
Product: septin 8
Molecular function (GO): GTP binding
Source: RefSeq, a predicted model, not a curated record